ACCAGAUGUCUCUUUUAGUGUCAAUAAAGUCUGCCAAUUCAUGCAUUCUCCAUUAGACAAACACUUGAAAGCAGUGAAGAAAAUCCUUAGAUACCUUGCAGGGACAAAAGACUAUGGUUUGAAAAUAGAUAAAUGCAUGGAUUUCAAGAUCACAGGCUUUUCAGAUGUUGACUGGGGAUCAGAUAUGGAUGACAGAAGAUCAACUAGUGGAAUGUGUGUUUACAUGAGAGAUAACCUUGUAUCUUGGAGCUUCAAGAAGCAGGCAGUAGUUUCCACAUCAACUACUGAAGCAGAAUACAGAAGUGCAACUCAGGUUGUGUGUGAAAUCAUGUGGAUUCAUUCACUUCUUAACGAUUUGAAGGUGAGUUUUCAGAAACCAAGUGUAGUGUGGGUGGACAACAGAGAUGCAGUGUGUUUGGCUGGGAAUCCU
Molecule: messenger RNA, 430 nt
Organism: Striga hermonthica
Lineage: Eukaryota; Viridiplantae; Streptophyta; Magnoliopsida; Lamiales; Orobanchaceae
Source: the annotation of a GenBank genome assembly